Molecule: messenger RNA, 2103 nt
Organism: Acytostelium subglobosum LB1
Lineage: Eukaryota; Evosea; Eumycetozoa; Acytosteliales; Acytosteliaceae
Exons: 4
Coding region: 1-2103 (700 amino acids)
Biological process (GO): transmembrane transport
Cellular component (GO): membrane
Molecular function (GO): sulfate transmembrane transporter activity
Source: RefSeq, a predicted model, not a curated record
AUGGAAGAGGACAAGGAGACAACAGACUGGAUGCACCAGUCACAGUCAAAUGCAGCGGAUAGGUCACAUUACUUUGUACCAAUGCCAGAGGAGGAUGACAAUGAGGAUAAGUUCUUGACAAAGGAAGAGCUGACCAACCCAAAGGAGUUGGUAAAGGCAGUCAGGACAAGACUUCCACUUUAUGUACCAAUAGUUAAUUGGAUAAGAUCAUAUUCGAAACAGGAUUUAGUAGGUGAUGUAUUAUCUUCGAUCACUGUGGCUACGAUGUUGGUUCCACAGGCACUGGCCUAUGCGAUACUUGCUGGAUUCAAGAACCCAAUCAUUGGAUUAUACUCUGGUUGGUUACCCUUGGUCAUAUACGCAUUCAUGGGCAGUUGCAAACAACUUGCAGUUGGACCCGAGGCAUUGCUUUCAGUAUUGCUUGGAACGAUAUUGUUGGAUGAACCAGAUGAUGCGACAAAGAUUGAGACGGCACAUGCACUGGCAUUCUUGGUGGGCUGCGUCAGUUUCUUGUUUGGAUUGAUUCAGUUUGGAUUCAUGGGAUCGAUCAUUUCUAGAUGGGUUCUGUCUGGAUUUAUCAACGCCGUGGCACUGAUCAUCGCCAUCUCACAGCUGGAAGCACUGAUUGGUAUUGACUUUGGACUGCACGAAGCAGGCCCCUAUCAGAAGUUCUGGUAUGCAAUCACACAUUUGGGCGAAGCCGAUAAGGCGACCAUACUUCUCUCGCUUGGAUGCGUUCUGUUCUUGUUGGCCAUGCGUGUACUCAAGGGUGUGCUUGUCAGUCGCGGCUUCAAGAAUGCCAAGUACAUCCCCGACAUCCUGUUGGUGGUCAUCAUCUCCAUCCUCAUCACCUGGCUCGCCGACCUCCAAAACCAUGGCGUCCAAAUUCUCGGACACUUCCAAGGUGGAUUCCCUAUACCAGCGUUCCCCAGGUUCGAUUUAGACCAACUAAGGAGAUUGCUACCUCAAGCAAUAUUGAUUGUUAUUGUUGGAUUUGUCGAAGCGACGGCUGUGUCCAAGGGCUUGGCCACCAAGCACAAUUACUCAAUCAGCUCCAAUCGUGAGCUUGUUGCAUUUGGCACGGCAAACAUACUGGGCUCCAUCUUCCAAACGUACCCAGUGUUUGCGUCAAUCCCUAGAACUAGCAUCCAAGACUCGUCUGGCUCCAGGACAUGUCUCUCGGGAUUCCUCACCUCGUGUCUGCUGCUCUUCACCUGUAUCUUCUUGACAAAGCUUUUUGUCUAUCUACCCAAGGCCACGAUGGCAUCGAUCAUCUUUGUGGCAGCCUUUGGUCUGUUGGAGAUCCACGAGGUGAUCUUUUUGUGGAAGACCCGAUCAUGGUACGACUUUGCCCAGUUCAUGGUCGCGCUGCUGGCCACCUUCAUCCUUGAGGUCGAGGUUGGCGUCAUGGUCUCAAUUGGCAUGUGCAUCUUCCUCGUUCUCAGACACUCGUCGUCACCACACGUCUACAGUGUGAUGGGUCGUGUGCCAGGCACCAACCGUUUCAAGGACGUCUCCAAGUUCCCCGAAGCCGAACCAAUCGAGGGCAUCCUGCUCAUCCGUAUCGACGAGGUGCUCUACUUUGCCAACAUCUCUCAGUUCAAACAGCUGCUGGCCGAGAUCGAGAAGAUGAUGGACAAGUCAGCGAUCGAAGCAGGCAGUGGCGGCACGCCACUCCAAUCAAUCAUCAUCAACAUUGUCAACAUCCCAGCGGUGGACGCCAGUGCCCUGCUGACGAUCCAAGAGAUGGUGGAAGCAUAUCACAAGCGAAAUGUCAAGGUGGCCUUUGUCCAGAUGUCCGAGAAGAUCAGGGAUUCAUUCAAGAAGUCCGGUCUGUACGACCUGAUCACGCCACAACUCAUUUUCGAGUCCAACUACGAGGCCGUCACCUAUCUGGAGAAUAACACUGGCCACAAUGCCAACGAGCUGCAUGGCGAUGGCGGCAUUGGCAGUGGUGAGGGCGUACACUCGUCAUCUUUGCUCAAGUCAAGUGGAUACUUUGAGGAGGAGCAACUCAAUGGCGCCAUUGUCAACGAUGGCAUCAGAAUGGAUGACUUCUCCGAUCCCGACUCUGAUGAGUUCAUCUCUAGCAGAGGUAAAUAA